AUGACGACGACGCUGGCGGUGCGGCGCCGUGCGGUGUGCGGCCUGGCGCUCCUCGCGCUGCUCUGCGCCUCGUUUGUCAGCGGGGCGACUGCGGCGGCCGGAGGCGGCGAUGUAAAGGCUGCUUUUCAGUUCGGCGGCGAGCCCCUCUCCGAUGCUUUGAACCGCGCGAAUUUCACUGCUGCCCCGGGUGCCAACGGGGCCGUCGUGGGCCACCGGACUGCUGCGCCUGUGCUGCAGAAUGACUCCCAGCGCCCCGACAAAGCGCAGCUUCGUCUCCCUGCCGCUCCUCAGUGCUCGAUGAAAUGCGUUCAGCCCAUACCUGCCCCAACUUCUUGUGUGCGUUGCCCCCCGGGUGUCCCUGGCCGGUCCCCCACCGUUGAAGAACUUCAAGCCGCAGCUACGACGGUUGUCACCGCGCAUUCACGCGAAGAGGAUGUUGCCGGCUGGAAACUUCCUUCCAACAUUGCCGCAGCUGCUGCUAAACAAAGGAAGGAAAAUGUCUCAGCUUCCACCGCUGAAACUUGUGUUGCGGGCGGCCCAAAGGACCCGCCGGCACCUUGCGACUCCGGACUGCCUUCCGCUCCCGAGGGUGCCGCUUCGUGUUCACACGCCGGAGUUGUUGCUCCUCCUCUUUCCGGCGAUGCAGGAAGCCGUACGCCUUCUGGUCGUGUUGCGCAGCCCAACCCCAGCUCCCCGGCCUUUUCCCACUUGAGCGGCGGCGGUGCCGGUGUUGUUGUUGGCGGGGUUCCCGGCGCGGCACCAGCGGGGCCAAAUCCAACGUCCCUGCGCCCAGACGCCGGACAUCCGUCGCGUGAAGAGGCGGCAAGCAAAGGGGAUGCGGGCAUGACGGCUGGGCGUGGGAGCAACGCGGAUGCAGUCGAGCCAGGCGGUGUGCCGCACACCGGUGUCCCCAACAACAGCGCAGACCGACGCGGUGAAGGCGGGGGCGCACCUGAUGCCGCUGCAGGAACAGUU
Messenger RNA from Trypanosoma conorhini, 975 nucleotides. RefSeq lists its product as uncharacterized. The annotation marks the transcript as partial. The transcript has a single exon. The record is from RefSeq and is a predicted model, not a curated record. Lineage: Eukaryota; Euglenozoa; Kinetoplastea; Trypanosomatida; Trypanosomatidae.